AUGAGAAAAUUAAUUUUUAGGACAGUUUAUUCAAUUUUAAAUUUGUUUGGGUAUAAAAUUAACCAUACAGAAAUAUAUUGUAACUCAAUUUAUUGUGGUAUUUGUGUUAUAGGAUUUAAUAUCUACAUGUUAGAUCUUAUAAAUGAAUGUGAAUCUUCCUUAAAGGCACAAAAUUGUUUUGUUAGAAACAAAAUCAAUGAAUAUUUACGCCUUAUUAAAAUUCAAUGUAGAAAUAAGUGUUCUAUGAAAAUCAUAAGAAGAUUAAAGCCUGUUUUAAAAAUAAUACAGGAUGUGAAAACAAACCACAACUAUAUGGUUAAUCAUACUAUUAGUCAAAAUCUAAAAGGUGAAAACAGGGAUGAUAUUAGUAAGAUUUAUUCAUUUAUUAAACAAUAUGAUGAUUUACAUCAAAUAGAUUUUCCAUUUAUUUUUAGUAAAUUAGUUUAUAUUGAUAAAGAAAAUUUUAAGCCUUUAUCGAAUUUAAUUUUAGAUGAUUUAAUUACACAUGUUUAUAACAAGAAAAUAUUUGAUGAUUGUAUUUUAAAGAAAUUUGAAAGAUUUAAAUCAUUUUAUGAUAAGUUUGAAAAAAAUAAUUUUCAAAAAGAAAUUGAUAAUCAAAAUGAAGAAUUAAAUAUGAAAGCGUUUGAUUCUCUUAAAAAAUUAAAAAAUUUUAUUGAAAAGGCUACGAGACGUAAUAAGAAAUUUAGAUUAAAAAUUGAAGACAUUAAAAAUAAACAUGAAGAAAAAUUAAUAUAUAAAAAUCAAGUAAAAAAUAUUUUAAAAAAAUUAGAUGAAAAUACAAAAAAGGUAUUGUUAAAUCCUAAGCAUAAAUUGAGUAGUGUAAUAUUAUCUAUUGAUAUAAUAAUUAAAGAAAAUUUUAUAACGAAAAGUAAAAACAAAUGUUUCAAGGAUGAAAAACUUUUAAAAGAAAUUGAAAGUUUAGCAGAAUAUUUAAAAGAAAUUAGUAAAGAUUGUAUGAAAGCAAAUGAAUUAUUUAAAAAAGCAUUUAAAGAUGAUAUUGAAGACAGCGAGUGUGAAGAUAAAAAUAAUUAA
Messenger RNA from Hepatospora eriocheir, 1053 nucleotides. The record is from the annotation of a GenBank genome assembly. Lineage: Eukaryota; Fungi; Microsporidia; Hepatosporidae.